Messenger RNA from Leptonychotes weddellii (Weddell seal), 8707 nucleotides. Lineage: Eukaryota; Metazoa; Chordata; Mammalia; Carnivora; Phocidae. The record is from RefSeq and is a predicted model, not a curated record.
GCAACUGGCCCAGCAGAAGAUGCUAACGCUGGAGAGCAGCGUCCAGUACCUGCAAAGGGCGGCCAUGAAGUACAGCCUGGGUUUGGCACGGUGACGGGGCCCUGGGAGGCAGGGGAGGACUGAGCAGGGUUGUGGAAUGAGGUUGGGCCAGAAGUUGGAGGAUGGGCAGGAUGUGCUGUCUGAAAGGCAGGGGCGCAGGUGGGGGAAGAGCAUGAGGAAAUGCUCCGAGGAAAGGGCGAGCCACACAGACUUGCUGCCCCUAGGGGAGGGGGAGAUGGGAGUGCGGAAUCGCCACCCCUUCCCCUGGGGAAUCCAAGCCUGGACCCCAGGCCCCGGGGCAGUGCACUGAUGAGGCGGUGGACCCCAUCUCCCAGAGCGGAGGAGUCGGACCCCACAGAGAGCCGGUCCCUGCAAGAACAGGUGGAGCGGCUGCACGGGCUGCUGGAGCGGGGACAGCGGCAUGUGGCCCGACAGGCCAGGGCCCAGGCCGAAGCGCGGGCGCGGCGGAGCUUCCUGCGGGAGAGUCAGCAUCUGCUGCUGUGGGCAGAAGGUGUCUGGGCUCAGCUGCGCAGCGAGGCAAAGGUGGUGGAUGUGGCCUCAGAUGUGGCCUCGGCCCAGCGGCUGCUGAUGGAGCACAGAGACCUGCUGGAGGAGAUCCAGCUGCAGCAGGAGAGGCUGCAGCAGCUGGAGGCCCAGGGCCAGGCCAUUUCUGCCUUGGACUCCCCAGACUCCCAAGAGGUGGCCCGUGCUCUGAGGCUCCUGAGCCAGCAAGGCCAGGGCCUGCAGGCCGCCUGGGAGCGGCGACGGCAGCAGCUGCAGGAGGGACUGGAGCUGCAGAGAUUUGGCAGAGACGUAGAUGGUUUUGCUGCUACCUGUGCCAGCCACGAGGCCUUCCUGCAGCAGGACAAGCUUGGGGACGAUGUAGGGGAGGCCCAGAGCCUGCUGCAGCAGCACCAGGAGUUUGGGUGGCUCCUGGGUGUCCUUGGCCUUCGAGCAGAGGCUCUGUGGGCACGUGGCGAGAAGCUGGCCCCGAGCCAACACCCUGCUGCGCACAAGGUCCGAGAGCGGCUGCAGAGCAUCCAGGUACAAUGGGCCAGGGUCCAGGAGAGGAGUGAGCAGAGGAGGAGGCAGCUGCUGGCUUCCCUCCAGCUCCAGAAAUGGAAGCAGGAUGUGGCGGAGCUGGUGCUGUGGAUAGAGGAGAAGGGGCUGAGGGCAGCGGAUGAGCCUUCCCGAGAGCCCAGCAACAUCCUGCAGCAGCUCAAGCGGCACGAAGCAGCUGAGCGCGAGCUGCUGGCCACCUAUGGGCACGUGGAGGGCCUGCAGCAGGUGGGGAGACAGCUGUUGAGCGACAGGCCCCGUGCCCGGGAAGACGUGCAGGCCAGCCUCCAGUGCCUGAGUAGCAAGUGGGAAGAGCUGAAGCACAAGCUGGCCGAGCAGGGGGACCGGCUCCGGCAGGCCAGACAGCUUCUGGGGCUGCUGCAGGCUGCCGAGGAGAAGAUGGAGCAGCUGGACGGGGCCCUGCAGAGCGCAGAAACCGGGCAGGACCUGGGCUCGAGCCGGGGGCUCCAGAAGCGGCACGGCCAACUGGGAAGCGAGAGCCAGGCCCUGGCCGGCAAGAUGGCUGCCCUUGUGUCCCAGGCCCGCCAGGGGCUCACUUCCCAGACCAUCGUGGAGCAGACCCAAAAGUGCCUACAGAGGUUCGAGUCCCUGCAGGGACAUCUGGCCGCCCGGCGCCUACAGCUGCAGGCCUCGGUGGAGCUGUAUCAGUUCUACCAACUGAGCAACGUGGAGCUCACUUGGGUGGCUGAGCACAUGCGCAGUGCCGGCUCCGCCCCAUGCGCCAGCGGUGCCCAGAGCCUUCGCCGCAAGCACGAGGAGCUCCGGGCGGAGGUGAAAGCCCACCAGGGACAGGUGCAGCAGGUUCUGGGCUCCGGACGGAGCCUUGCAGCCUCGGGGCACCCCCAAGCCCCCCGCAUCCUGGAGCAGUGCCAGAAGCUGGAGGACCGCUGGGCAGAGCUGGAGCGGACGUGUGAGGCGCAGGCCCAGUGCCUGCAGCAGGCUGUCGCUCUCCAGCAGUGUUUGCUGGCUGCGUCGGAGCUGGAGGACUGGGUGAAGGAGAAGCAGCCCCUGGUGAGCAGUCAGGACUGUGGUGAAGACGAGGCAGCAACCAUCAGGCUCAUUGGGAAGCACCAGGCCCUGCAGCAGGAACUGGCUCUCUACUGGAGCUCCCUGGAGAAGCUUGACCAGAGGGCGCAAAAGCUCGCUGGCCCCGGGGCCGCUGAGCCGCUGGCCGUGGUCCGGGAGAGGCUCCGGGAGCAGCUGCAAGCACUGCGGGAGUGGGCAGCCACAUGGGGCCGGGAGCUGGAGGGGACUCUGAAGCUGCAUGAGUUCAUGGGGGAGGCUGAGGAGCUGCAGAGCUGGCUGGCUAGCCAGAAGCUGGCGGCCGGGCCAGUGGAGAGCCUCGGAGAAGACCAUGCGCACAUCCUGCACCUCCGCACCAAGUUUGCAAGGUUCCAGCACCAGGUGGAGCUGGGCGGCCGGUGGGUGGCAGCCUGCCUGCCGCUGGUAGAGAGCCUGCUGGAGUUCGGGCACAAGGCCGCCCCCGAUGCCCGGCAGAGGCAACAGGACCUGCAGGCUGCCUGGUCGGAGCUGUGGGAGCUGACCCAGGCCCAAGGCCACCUGCUCCAAGACGCCGAGGUCACCCUCAGAGUACACAGAGAUCUGUUGGAAGCCCUCAUGCAGGUCCAGGAGAAAGCCACAGGCCUCCCCAGUGAGGUGGCCCCAGACCUGCGUGGACUGGAGGCCCAGCUGAGGAGACACGAAGAGCUGGAGCAUGAGCUCGUGGGCACUGGGCGGCAGCUGCAGGAACUGCUAGAGGCCGCGAGCGCAGCACAGAAGCUGGGGCCGGGGCCCCAGGCCCACGCCGUGCGGCAGAGGCAGCAGACUCUGGUGCGGGCCUGGGAGGCCCUGAAGCUACGCUCAGCACAGCGCAGGACCCAGCUGGAGCGGGCGUGCCUCCUGGCCCGUUUCCACCGAGCGGUGCAGGACUACACCUCCUGGGUGGCCGCCGUGUGGCAGGAGCUGCAGGAAGAGGAGAACUCCCAGGAGCCCAGCAGUGGCCUUCUAACGCUGCUCAGCGCCCACCGGCAGCUUCGGGCAGAGCUGGAGGCCCGGGAGGAGCUGCACCAGAGGGCCUCCCAGCUGGGCCAGCAGGCGCUUCUGGCUGUAGGGACACCCAGCAAGGAGGUCCAGGAAGGGCUGCGAGCCCUACAGGAUGAGCGGGAGCAGGUGUUCCAGGCCUGGGAGCAGAAGGAAGAGAAGCUGCAGGCCAUGCACCGGGAGCAGCUCUUCCUCAGAAAGUGUGGCCACCUGGACCAGAUCCUCACAGCCCAGGAGGUCUCCCUGAAAACCAGUGCCCUGGGGAACUCAGUGGAAGAGGUAGAGCACUUGAUCCGCAAACACAGGAUUUUCCAGAAAGUUCUGACUGCCCAAGAUGAGAAGGAGGCAGCUCUGUGUGAGCAGGCGAAGACACUUGGGGGCCCCAACGUGCAGGAUCGGCUCCGCACAGUGCUAGAGCAUCGGGCUCGAGUGAAGGAGCUGGCAGAGAGCCGGGGACAAGCCUUGCAUGCCUUUCUGCUGCUGACUGGCUUCACCAGGGCCGUGACCCAGGCCCAGGACUGGAUCGAGGAGCGAGUCCAGCAGCUGAAAGAGCCAAUCCCUCCUGGGGACCUGAAAGAUAAGUUGAGGCUCUUGGGAAAACACCAGGCCUUCGAGGCUGAGGUCCAGGCCCACGAGAAGUUCAUAACCUCUGUCACCAAGGACGGCGAGGCUCUCCUGGCCCAGAGCCACCCUCGGGCAGGAGAGGUCUCCCGGAAGCUGCUGGUGCUGCAGGAACACUGGCGGAAGCUGAGACAGGCGGUGGCUCUCCGGGGCCAGGACCUGGAGGACAGAUGGAACUUCCUGGAGUUUCUGCGGAGAGCUGACUUUGCAGAGGCCUGGAUCCAGGAGACGGAGGCGAUGGUGAACCUGGGCGACCUGGGCCAGGACCUUGAGCACUGUCUGCAGCUCCGCAGGCGGCUCCGCAAGCUCCCAGGAGUCUGGGCCCGGGUAAGGGGGCCCUGUGGGGGAGAGGACACAGUGAAUGACACCCACAUCAGGAGCGUCAAUGACUUGUCCCUGAAGCUCGAGAACCUGGACCCUGAGCAAGUCAGGACCAUCCACCAGCGGCGACAGCAGCUGAAUAGCAGAUGGGAGAGUUUCCAUGGCAACCUACUCUGGUACCAGCUGCAGCUGGAAGGGGCCCUGGAGAUACAUACGUUGUCCCGAGAGCUGGAUGACCUCGCGGAGCAGAUAGGGGAGAAGGCCGCCCUGGUCCAGGCCCCGGACUAUGGGAAAGAUCUGGAGAGCGUGCAGAGGCUGAUCUGGAAACACAAGGAGUUGGAGCAAGAAAUGGGCCUCCUCCAGGCCCGGGCGGAGUCCCUAGAGCGGGCAGUGGGCCGCGUCUGCCAGAGAAGCCCUGGGACAGCCCACAGCCUCAGCCGCAAGCAGCGGGCGGUGAUGGACAGUUGGUGGCGGCUCUGGAGGGGGGCCCAGAAGCGCGGGGAGUCACUGGAUGCCUUACACGAAGCUCAGAAACUGCAGGCCAAGCUGCGGCACUUGGCGGUCUGGGCCCGGGGGCUGCGGGCGGAGAUGGAGGGCCGAAGCACCCCGCGCAGCCCGGCCGAGGCCCGGCGCAGGCUGGAGGAGCACCAGGAGCUCAAGGCCGAACUGGACUCCCGGACAGACAGCAUCAGCCUGGCCCGAAGCACUGGGCAGCGACUGCUUGCAGCCGGCCGCCCAUCUACCCCCGACCUCCGCCAGGCCCUGGCUGAUCUAGACCAGGAGCUGAGCAGCCUGGAGGGGGCUUGGCAGGAGCACCGGCUCCAGCUGCAGCAGGCCUUGGAGCUCCAGCUGGUUCUGAGUUCUAUGGAGCAGAUGGAAAGUUGGCUCUGCAGCCAGGAGGCCUGCCCCGCUAGCGGGGGUCCGGGGGACUCUUUGGCCGCCGUGGAGACCCUCCUGCAGAAGCACAAGGUGCUGGAGCGGGGCCUGGAGGCUCAGGCUGGAAAGAUCAGUGCGCUGGAGGCCGCGGCCCGCAGCCUGCACCAGGGUGGGCACCCCGAGGCCCAGGGUGCCCUGGGCCGGUGCCAGGCCAUGCUCCUGAGGAAAGAGGCCCUGGUAGAGCGAGCCAGCACCCGUCGCCGCCAGCUAGAGGAGCUCCGGCAGCUGCAGACUUUCCUGCAGGAUUCCUCUGAGGUGGCCACGUGGCUGAGGGAGAAGAAGUCGGUGGCCCUGGAAGAGGGCUGGAGGGACCCCGCUGUGCUGCAGGCCCACUUGUGGAAGCAGCAGAGUCUCCAGGCCGAGCUAGACGCAAGUGUCCACCACCAACAAAGGCUGCAGAUGGAGGGGCAGAGGCUGCUGCAGGAGGGCCACCCGGCCUCAGAGAGCAUCCGGGAGCGGCUGCGGGAGCUGGGAGAGCUCUGGGACGAGCUGUGGGCCAAGAGCCGGAGGGAGGCAGCCGCUCUGCAAGAGGCUUGCAAGGCCCUGCAUCUCCGGCAGAGCGUGGAGGAACUAGAGAGCUGGCUGGAGCCUGUGGAAGUCGAGCUGAGCGCCCCCAUCGGGGACCCGGACCAGUCUGGGCUGGACGGGCUCCUGGGGGCACUGGGGGAGCUGGAGGCCGCCAUGGACGGGCAGGCCAGGCGGGCAUGGUGGCUGCUGGACCAGGCCCGGGUCCUUACAGGGGAAGGCCGCUGCCUCGCCCAAGACGUGGAAGACCAGGCCCAGCAGCUGCUUCGGAGGUUUGAGAGCCUGCAGGAGUCCCUGCAGGAGCGCAGAGCUGCCCUGGAGGCCCGGAACCUGCUCUUGCAGUUCUUCAGGGAUGUUGACGAAGAGAUGGCGUGGGUGCAGGAGAAGCUGCCUCUGGCUACCGCCCAGGACUGCGGGCAGAGCCUGAGCACCGUGCGACACCUGCAAGAGAAGCACCAGAACCUGGAGAGCGAGCUGAGUAGCCACGAGGCUCUGACCCAGGCCGUGGUGGCCACGGGACACAAGCUGGCGCAGGCCGGGCACUUGGCAGGUGGCGCCGUGGCCGCCCGGGUGCAGCAGCUGGAGAGCGCCAUGGGCUGCCUGCGGGCAGAGGCCACGCGGAGGCGGCUGCAGCUACAGCAGGCUCAGGAGGCCCAGCAGUUCCUGACGGAGCUCCUGGAGGCAGAGUCCUGGCUGGAAGAACGGGGCUGUGCCCUGGACGUCAAGGAUGUGGGCCAGAGUGCCGAGGCCACACGCGCCUUUCUGCGGCGGCUGGAGGCCACCAGGAGAGACCUAGAGGCAUUCAGCAUGCGAAUUGAGAGGCUGCAGCAGACCGCGGCCCUCCUGGAGAGCAGGCAGAACCCAGAAAGGGCGCUGGGCCGGAUGCGGGCGCUGAGGGAGGCCCAUUCAGGGCUGCUGCAGAGGGCGGAAGGCAGGGGGCAAGGCCUGCGGGAACAGCUGCAGUGCCACCAGUUGGAACGGGAGGCCCUGCUCCUCGAAACCUGGCUGGCCAGCAGGGUGGCCACGGCUGAGUCCCAGGACCUCGGGCGGGACCUGGAGGCCGUCAAGGUGCUGGAAGAGAAGUUUGAUGCUUUCAGAAAGGAAGUUCAGAGCCUGGGGCAGGCCAAGGUGCAGGCCCUGAGGGAGCUGGCGGCCUCCCUGGAACGGACGGCCCCCAGGUGCUCUCCCCGGAUUCAGGCGCAGAGGAGUCGCAUCGAGGCCGCUUGGGAGAGGCUGGACGGGGCAAUAAAAGCCCGCAGCCAGAGCCUGGCCACAGCCCGGGAGGUCCGUGGCUUUGAGCAGGCAGUGACCGAGCUCCAGGGCUGGAUGCAGGAGAAGGCCACCCCGAUGGUGAGAGACAUCUGUGACCACAGCUCGUCCUCAGUGCAGACCUUGCAGCGACAGCACAGGUGCCUGGAGCGGGACCUGGCAGCUGUGGAGAAGGAGGUGGCCCGGGUGCGGCUGGAGGCCUGCCGACUGGGCCGGCUACACCCCGUGGCCCGGGAGGGCCUGUGCCAGCAGCUGGCCAGGGUGGAGGAGGCCUGGGCCACCCUGAGUGAGAAGGCCCGGGAGCGGGGCUGGCAGCUGGAGCACGUGGCCCGGGGCCAGGCCUUCCUCGGCCGCUGUCAAGAACUGCUAGCAUGGGCUCAGGAGAAGCAAGCUCUGGUUUCUUCCGGGGAGCUGGCCGGGGACGUGGUGGGGGCCGAGCGACUCCUGGUGCAGCACGCGGAGCUGGAGCAAGAAAUCAGGGAGCACUGCCUUCGAGCGCAGGACUUACGGCGGGAAGGGCAGCAGUUGGUAGACAGCGGCCACUUCAUGUCCCCGGAGGUGACAGGGUGUCUGCAGGAGCUAGAAGGGCGGCUGCAGGCACUCACAGAGGCCUGCGCCCUACGCCAGGAGCGCUGCAAGGAGAACUGGGGCCUGCAGCAGCUGCAGCAGGAGCUGGACCGGGCCGAGGCCUGGCUGGCCUCCCGGGAGGCUCUACUGCUCGACCCCAGCUGUGGGCACACUGCGUCCGAUGUGGAGUUGCUGCUCUGCAGACACCAGGACUUUGAGAAGUUGCUGGCAGCCCAGGAAGAGAAGUUUGCCCAACUGCAGAGGAAGGCAGGGGUGGAACAGAAGCUGCCACAGCAGGGGCCAGGGCUGAACCCCAGGAGUGCUGGCCAUGUACUCAUCGCCCUCCAGCAGAGGCCCCUUGGAAGCUGGGGGCCCGGAGUACAGCUGGCUGAGACAAGGGACCCGCAGCCAGGUGUCCCCGUCGGGCUGCACAUACCCCCUGCCACCAUUGUCUCUCUGGAGCCUGCAGCCCGGCAGCAGGAGCCCAGUGGGGCCGGGGCCGUGGGGCCCUGCUCGAGCCCCUGGGAUGGCUGCCACGGGACCCUGGGGAGCAGCUCCCUGAGCCUCUCCUGGGACAAGAGGAGGGCAGCAGAGGAUAUGGCCCCAGUGGCCACCCUUGACCUCGGAGGAGCCCAGUGUGAGAGGCCGGGGAACCAGCAUGGCAGGAAACAUGCUUUCUCCUUAAGGCUGAGCGGCGGGGUGGAGACCCUGCGUGCGGCACCUUCGGAAGGGCAGGCUGAGAGCUGGCAUCGAGCCCUGAGCAGCGCGACUGUUCUAGAGACUGGGAAGUCCAUCAAGGCGCCACCAGAUUGGGGGCCUGCCCACAGUCUGAGCCUGGAGCUCCCGGCCAGACCCGUGGGCUUCCCAGCUGCACACGCUGCUGAGAGAGUGCCCAGCACCGCCGGCCCGCUCAGAGUCCAUGGCUGUCCCCCGACUUCCUCACUGAGGGAGACGCCCGUGAGUGCCGACGGCCAGCCACAACCCUUGGGGUUCCUACAGGCUGCGGGCCCUGCCCCAGCACCUGCCCACGGCUCCCACUGCCUUUCCUGCCCCAGCCAGGCCCAAGGUCUGGGCCCUGAAGCAAACCCUGAGGUGGCAGCAAACCUCAGGGCUACAAACAAGGACAACCUCUAGAGGACCAGCAUGGGACUCUGCUACCAGGACCAAAGUCUGGAAUGGACGGUUCCUUGUUAAGAGGCAGCCCUCGCCAAGAUCACAGCUUGCUGUCGUAGGCCAUGCGCGCUUGUCCCCAUGGCUCCUCUGAUCGCAGGUGUGGCCACCCCUACUGUGGGAUAGGAAGCAGCCGGGG